This is a messenger RNA of Uranotaenia lowii, 1713 nucleotides long. Its product is annotated as U4/U6 small nuclear ribonucleoprotein Prp4-like. NCBI's taxonomy places the organism in Eukaryota, Metazoa, Arthropoda, Insecta, Diptera, Culicidae. Gene Ontology annotation, molecular function: U6 snRNA binding; protein binding; U4 snRNA binding. The record is from RefSeq and is a predicted model, not a curated record. The transcript has a single exon. Gene Ontology annotation, biological process: mRNA splicing, via spliceosome. Gene Ontology annotation, cellular component: U4/U6 x U5 tri-snRNP complex. The coding region runs from base 118 to 1668 and encodes 516 amino acids.
GAUUCGCGGAAAUCGUACCCGAAACGUUGUCGCUACGGUUUAUGUUACGCGUUAUCCGCUUCCUUCGGUUCCGUUUACCGAUUCCUGAUUGAAAAGUGACCCCCCGUAAGCCGAACGAUGUCCGACGAUGAAGAGCUAGUUUACGUGAAACGUCCUAAAACCAUUCACUAUGGUUCGUUGGAGGAUUCGGAGCGCUCCCGGCAGCAGAAGGAAUCGGCGUCGGGUGGAACGGACAGUUACGGAGCGAGUAGCAGCGGAACUGGUGCCGGCAGCAGCAGUGACCUGGGUCAAAUUUUUACCUCUAGCGAUUAUUUCGAUUUGGAAGCUGAAGUGUCCAAGGAUAAGGCCGCUCUGUUGGAGGAAUUCGAGCGGAAGAAAAAAGCCCGGCAAAUCCACGUCAGUACGGAUGAUGCGGAAGUUAAGAAAAAUCUGAGGGCUUUGAAUGAGCCGAUCUGUUACUUUGGGGAAGGCCCGGCUGAGCGGCGAAUUCGAUUGAAGGAACUGCUUUCCUCGCUUGGAGAAGGAGCUAUACCGCAGAAGACUACCAAGGAGGACGAGAAGAGGGCUCCGGCCCAGAAGGAACAGGAAUCUACCUGGUACCAUGAGGGACCGGAAUCGCUGAGAGUGGCGAGGAUUUGGUUGGCGCAUUAUUCUCUGCCCCGGGCCAAACAGCGGCUCCAGGAUGCGAGUGAGUUGAUGUCGAUCCCUAGUGCUACCAAAGCCGGUCGUAUGGUGGAACUGCAGAAGCGUAUCCAAUCGUUGGCCCCUCAGUGCAGUCAGGUGGGAGAUGUUCGUCCCAUCAGUAACUGUUGCUUCAAUGAGGACUCCAGCUUGCUCAUGACAUCGAGCUUCAGUUCCAUGUGUAAGGUUUGGUCUGUUCCGGAUUGUAAUUUGGUACAAACCUUACGGGGACAUCAGUUCUAUGUGAGCGCUAUUGCAUUUCGGAACGGUGUGGCUACCGAUUCCAAGGGUGAGGUAGCAAUGGCUUCCGGUUGUCAUGACGGGACCGUGAAGCUUUGGUCAUUCGACAGCGAAGAAGCGAUAGCCGAUAUUAACGGUCAUGUACCGAAUCGAGUUUCCCGUUUAGCAUUCCAUCCGUCCGGGAGAUUCCUGGGAACGGCAUGUUAUGACGCAUCCUGGCGGCUGUGGGAUUUGGAACAGAAGCAAGAAGUUCUUCACCAGGAAGGACACGCCAAAGCCGUCCAUUGUAUUGCGUUUCAGAUCGAUGGUAGCGUUUGCGUGACCGGUGGAUUGGAUGCUUUUGGUCGGGUUUGGGAUCUUCGCACCGGUCGAUGUAUAAUGUUCCUGGAGGGUCACCUGAGUGCCAUCUAUGGGGUGGAUUUUUCUCCGAACGGAUAUCACAUUGUGACGGGAAGCCAGGACAAUAGUUGCAAAAUUUGGGAUCUGCGACGACGAAACCCGGUUUAUACGAUUCCGGCCCAUACGAACCUGAUUUCGGAUGUGAAGUAUCAGAAAAAUGGCGGCCACUUUCUGGUGACGGCCAGCUACGACAACACCGCCAAGAUAUGGUCCAACAAAACGUGGCAACCGCUUAAGACGCUGUCCGGCCACGACAGCAAGCUGAUGAGCGUGGACAUUUCCCCGGAUUCGCAGUACAUUGCGACGACUUCCUACGAUCGAACGUUUAAGCUGUGGAGCCCCGAAUGAGGCUUGGAAUGGAGAUUGGAAAUAAAGAAUGUGUUUUUCAAUAAA